Molecule: messenger RNA, 4243 nt
Organism: Chara braunii
Lineage: Eukaryota; Viridiplantae; Streptophyta; Charophyceae; Charales; Characeae
Source: the annotation of a GenBank genome assembly
GCAUGGCAAUCAUACAAUGGAAGCAUGGGUGUUUUGUUCACGUUCUUCAGCCAAGAAGCUUUAUCCUCUGUUGAACUUGGUCCCACUUCCUGUUGGGACAUAAAGGAGGCCCUGAAGACCUUGAGUGCCCUUCCUGCACCAUUAAAAGUAGACUGUGUGCAGACUGGUGAUGGAGAUGCAGCUAGCAUGGACUACGUCAUCGAGUGGGAUAACUGGAGUUCUGAUCUUUUGGAUGAGUUUUCGGGGGAGCCAGCACUGGUAGGGGCAAUUUUGGUUCCCAUGGAUGAGGUCUGGUCGGAUUUGCUCGAAGGUGCUGAAGAAUUUGCCAAAGCACCAGAAGCAGCUCCUCCAGGGAAGGCUGAGGUUGUCAGAGAACAGGCUUAUGUCCCUGAUCUGGGAGGCACUUUCGAUUUGUAUCUGGAUGGUGGUGGCCGAGAUGUGUCCAAAGUCCCAUUUGAUAUUCCUGAUUGGAAGAUUGGCUCAAUUAUAUAUGAGUUGACAUCUCUGUCAGGCGCAACAGCCAGUGUCCAAGUUAUGGGGGUCAACGAGACACAUAUGGUUCGCAGGUGGCAGAUCAACUUUCCCCGUCGGACUACUGAGUUUCCACUUCUGCAGGUUGACAUGAGCAAUCUUUUGGGACGAGACAUCAACGUGACUACUUCGCGCUUAAGGAGCCUCUCACCCCCUGUGACUGGCAUGUUUGAGAUGAGUUUCCGAGGCAAAGGAAAUGUUUCCGUUCCAUGGGAUGCAUCCAGUGAGGUGAUGAGAAAUGCUCUCGACAUCAUGCUGAAUCUAGAACCAGGGGUUGUGUCUGUGACCAAGAGGAGCUCCUGCUGCUGGACACAUAUCUGGGAAGUUCAGUUUGAUGCAGCAGAACUAGGCGGAGAUCUUCCAUGCAUUACACUUUCGAAAGGCAGUUUUACAGGUUUGAAUACCUAUCUUCAGUGCUCUGAGUUGCGGAAAGGGACACUUGGUCGAUUCCAAGGACCUGUUACAGCUGAAUAUUUACGACUACCAGUACCAGCUCCCACUGUUGUCAAUGUUAGGGUCAAUCGCGUACUUGGACAGUGCAGAGAUGGGCAGCAUUGUGCUUUGAUUUAUGACCCCUCCUUGACACCAAGUAUUAUGUCUGUGAGCCCCAAGGAAGGCACUGUUGAGACUGUGUUUACCAUAUCAGGGUCAGGAUUUGUGAAAGACAUGAGGAUGAUUCAACUUUUCAUUGGUCAUAAAAAGGCAAAUGUGAGAAACACCACAGAAACUACAAUCAUGGUUGUGCCAGCGCUAGACACUCGAUCGGGACCAUCAGAAGUCAAGGUGCUGAUCAUGGGAGUGGGCCAAUCAAUAGGAGUCAUGGAAACAUCUGCAAGGGUCAUGGUUAGGGCCCUGAAAGUGGGAUCAGCAAGCCCAAAAUACGUCGCCCUACAAGGCCAGACUCUGGUCACCAUCUCAGGUAGAGGGUUCGACUCAGCAGAACUGACGGUUCAGUUUGGCAUUUGGGGACCUGCUGUUGUUCUUUCGCAGAGCGUCACCAGCACCUCAUUCGUAUGUGUGUCUCCCCCGGCCUUGGAGAUCAACGGAACGGAGGAGCUUAUUGACAUACAUGUAUUCCUUGAGUACAGUGACGGUUUCGUUGAGAAUGCUACUCUUGCUGGUGCCGUUGCAUAUGUUGAUCCAACAGCAAGUGAAACGCAGUAUGCAAUACCAAUCAUAACGGCCCUGAGUGCUCAAGAGCUUCCUGCUGGACGGCCGGGGUAUCUCAACAUAAGUGGAUGGUUCCCUGGUGAUUAUGCCAGCAACCAAAGGUAUGAGGAUGUGGUAAUCAGCAUUGGAGGUGAUAUGGCCAGGUGCCAUGUGAUAGCAAUGCGACUUGAUGAGAUUACCUGCCGAUACUCUUCUCUUCAACCUGGAUAUCACAAUGUCACGGUUUCACUUUCUGGGAAUGGGACAACAGUGACAAAUGGCAAUGAUAUUGAAGUAAGAUAUGGCAUAUUUUCGAUAUCGCCAUCUGAAGGGAGCAUUGCUGGAGGGACUGAGCUGGUGAUCCAAGGAGAAGGUUUUGUGCCUAUGGACAACUCUGAAUGGGCAAAUGUUGUGUUCAUUUCUGUCCCGGCAAGUUCUUCAAAUCCUAAUGGGGUGGUUCCCUCUCGAACACCAUUCAUCAUGAGUAUGACUCCAAGUGUCGUCCAAGCAGGGAGUACCCUCUACAUCAAUGGCUCCAAUCUGCAAAGCAACGCCUCGGUGUUUGUCAAUGACAGGCCAUGCCCUCGGAGCAACAACAUACACCCUCUUCAGCCAGGCUCACUAGAAUGCAAGGUGCCAUAUUUGGCUGUUGGUGUUCAUAGAAUUCGAGUCAGUGUUCCUGGGCUUGGAAAUGCAGCCAGUGCAGGAGAUCUCUUAGGGUUUGUCUUGUACACUGGUUCUAUAUCGACAAUGUCACCAACCGUUUCAUCCCUUGCUGGUGGGCUAACCGUCACAGUAACUGGUUCGGGGUUCAAUGACACACAUUUGCAACAAAAUCAAGUGCAGUUUGGGAGUUUUGACUGCAAGGUUAGAUCUGCCCAGAAGCAAGGCAGCAUGACAGUUUUGGAUAACGGCCAAUCGAAUUCCCAGGAUGGGGAAGCUCCUGCAAAUGCCCCAGCCAUAGGGGCUCUGGAAGUGUUCCCAUCUGAGGAGGUUCCAUAUAGUGUACCCACAGGAAAUGCUUCAGAAAUGCUGGGGCAAGGAGAGGAAUUGCUGACGUGUCAGGUCGAUUAUCCGAAGGGCCUUAUUGGAAAGUACUACGUCAUGGAGAACUUGAACAAUCUUCCAAACUUUGAGGGUCUUGUGCCAUCUGCUACUCGUUUAGAGCCCAAUAUCACUUUUGACGACAACUCUUUCAGAAACUUGAGAAGUUUGAUCAAUGAUGCCUCAUUUGCUGCAGAAUUCAUGGGUUACAUCUUCAUGCAGCUGGCAGGCACCUACCAGUUCUUCAUCAUGUCAGAUGAUGGAGUCAGACUAUUUAUUGACAACACGAAAGUUCUCGAAGACGACAGGAAACGGGGACCAGAACUCUCAUCUGGGUCCUUCUAUGUUAGCAGGCCAAAUGAGUGGCAUCUGUUUUACCUGCAAUACUUUCAAUGGGGUGGAACGAAAUGGUUGCAAUUCUUCUGGCAGCCGCCUGCUGCAGAUGUAAUCACAGCCGCAGUUGAUGCAUCUGCUUUGCCUCCGAGCGCUUCCAUCAGUGACAAACACACUUUCAGUCCAGGAAAUUCUUUGAUGGUUGCACCACAGUACAGCAUGCCUCCAGGUAAUCAUUUUGGUGAAAAUGCAUCCCUCUUUGUUCCAUCAAUUGAUCCAUUCCUGGACUCCUUCAAAAGGCCCAGUAUGACUUCAAGAAGCUGGAAUGGACACCCAGUGCUUGGUCAGAAAACUCAGCAGCCUGGUGGCUGGUGGUCGACAGGGUCGACAAUGACAGCCGGUGUCAAUAAUCAUGGACCAGAAGUUGCUGCACGUCCUGAUAUGGAUGUGCGCAUUGAGAAAGCUCAAACUGGAAUUCCACAGGAAGUCAUUCAGCAGAUUCUUUGGAUGGCAGAACCGGAUCAUGAGGCAGGUGAGCUGCAGGAUGUGGCGCUUUCUGAUGACCAUCACCCGAACAACUAUUUGCAAAACGUAAACAUAUCCAGUACUAAAGACCACACGCAAGUCUACUAUGCUGAGCAGUGGCUUCAGUCUCUUUCCUACUUCAGCAACCUGACAGCGCAGACUGUUGAGGACCCAACCAAAGCGUUAAGCUACGAGUAUUAUGCAGCCAUGGCUAGUGAAUCGCACAGCAUAAGUGACUAUCAGGUGUUGCUGAGUGGAACGGGCGCUAACAUGCCAAAGCAAAGGAUUGAUAAGGAUGUAAACGGUGAAAAGUUAUCAAGCUCUUUUGUGCAGGGAAGCGACAAGCCUAUUCCAUUCCUGCCACACGUGGGCCGUGAUACCAGUCGUAAUCUUCAAGCGAAAGCAAGGCUGGCAGUUCCUUCUGAGGUUUUUUCAUCAGAAAAUUGAAGAAGGUCCCAAUUGUAGCUAUGACACGCGUGUGAUGGAUGUUAAUAUUCCAAAUCUGCUAUCCAUGUGACUCACUGGUAGGAUUUCAAAUCUACUGUCUAUGUAACUCACUGUCAGCAUUCCAACACUGUUAUCCAUGUCUUCUGGGAUCACAACCGGUUCCCUAGAAUAGUGAGUGGUGAUUGCAAGGUUGCAAUGAACCCAAAUCCAAGAA